CUAGUAUUCUCUGCAGUAGUAAUUCAGAUCGUAUCAACAUGCGCUUCGCAAUCACCGCCGCCUCGCUGAGCCUCAUUUCUUCGGCUUUGGCCAUCACCAUCACCGAGCCCACAUCAGGCACUGAAUGGGAUUUCUCCACUCCCAAAACCAUCAAAUUCACCAGCGAUGCCAACGAUCCGUCAGUGAUCAGCAUCAUCUUGCGCACCCAGGACGGAUCUUUCCAAACCAAGCUGGCGGACAACGUAAAGACUUCCACUGGGGAAUACACUACCCAGCCCAACCCUAGCAUUUCCAACGGGUCUGACUAUGAAAUCGAGAUCAUCGACUCGUCGGGCGAGCUCGCUGUGAGCCCGACUUUCACUGUCGAAAAGGGUGCAUCGACCGAUGGAUCGACUACGUCUACCUCUGCAUCUUCAUCCUCUUCUACGGGUACUACGCUCGCCACGUCCGCGUCUGCUACCUCGAGCUCGAACAGCACUUCCACCACGACUACCGCUCAGCUAUCCACCGGCGCGGCUUCAUCUACAUUCAACGCUCCUCAGGGACUUGUGGCUCUGAUUGGGGCUGCUUUGGCGCUUCUCUACGCCUGACCAUCAACUUCAUUUCGGAAUCAUGCACACGCUUGUUUUUAGUCUAC
Molecule: messenger RNA, 637 nt
Organism: Aspergillus vadensis CBS 113365
Lineage: Eukaryota; Fungi; Ascomycota; Eurotiomycetes; Eurotiales; Aspergillaceae
Product: GPI anchored serine-threonine rich family protein
Exons: 3
Coding region: 39-590 (183 amino acids)
Source: RefSeq, a predicted model, not a curated record